This is a messenger RNA of Capsaspora owczarzaki ATCC 30864, 2455 nucleotides long. RefSeq names its product structure-specific recognition protein 1. Gene Ontology annotation, cellular component: FACT complex; nucleus. Gene Ontology annotation, molecular function: histone binding; nucleosome binding; DNA binding. The record is from RefSeq and is a predicted model, not a curated record. The transcript is spliced from 6 exons. NCBI's taxonomy places the organism in Eukaryota, Filasterea, Ministeriida, Capsasporidae. The coding region runs from base 14 to 2401 and encodes 795 amino acids.
UCUCAAAGCAAAAAUGUCUGAAGGAGUCCAAUUCAACAACAUUUCGCUCUUGAGCAAGGGCAAGCUGUUCAAGGGCAUGGUCAAGAUGCAAGAGGCCGGCGUUGCGUUCAAGAACCAAGCGACUGGCGCAGUCACACUCGCUGCAAGCUCCGACUUGCGCGGCUUUGCGUGGCACCGCGCGGCAACGGGCUACGAGCUGGCCAUCCAGCUGCCCUCCAGCAAGCUCCGAUUGCUCGGGUUUAAGGAGGCGCACUUGACAGACAUUGAGCAGUACGUUUCGUCGACGUUCCACCAGACUGUGCAGACCUCGGAUAUCGCCACGAAAGGCUGGACGUGGGGCGAGCCGCGAUUCACUGGCAACGGACUGGCCUUCUACGUCGAUGGCAAGGUCGCGUUCGAAUUGCCGCUGUCUGACGUGUCGCAGACGCACAUGAAGAAGAACGACAUUACCCUCGAGUUCAAGCAGGACGAUCCCAACGAUGACGACCAACAGUUGGUCAACAUGCGCUUUGUGGUCCAUCCGAGCGCCGUGCUCGAGUCGGAAGAUCCCGUCGAGAAGGCGCGCCGCGAGGAGGAGCGCAAGAAGCGUGAGCGCAUCGAGCGAGACAAGCGAAACGCUGCUCGCGCCCGGCGAAACGACCUGCGUCGACGACGACGCGAAGCCGAGCAAAGCACCAUCAUGCAGGUCGACGGCGAGGAGCCUGCACCGACCCAAGUCAGUUCCGACGAGGAGGACUCUGCGUCGGAACCCGAGGAGGCAGAGGAAGGCGUUGAGGGCGACGAGCACGAGCUGCCAGUCACGCGCCUCUUCCAGCGCAUUCUCGGCAAGGUCGAUGUCGCGCACACUGCGGGCGACGUUAUUGUGUCCCUGCUCGAUGUCAACUGCCAGACGCCUCGCGGCCGCUACCAGAUGGACUUUUACCCCACCAUGCUCACGUUGCACGGCCAGACCCACGACUUCAAGAUUCCGUUCGCGUCCAUUUCAAAGACGUUCGUGCUGCCCCAUCCCGACCAGUUCCGAGUCUUUGUUGUCUUGGCGCUUGAUCCGCCCGUGCGACAGGGCCAAACCCCGUAUCCCUUCAUUGUCUUCCUGCUCCAGACGGAAGGCCGGGAAAUUUCGGUCGAGCUCAACAUGACCGAGGCCGAGAUUGCCGAGAAGAACCUCCAGGUCUCCAAGCUGAUCAACAAGAACGUGCGCGAAGGCGAUGCGCCCAAGCCCAACCACUUUGCCAUCACCAAGGAAAUGUCUGGCGGCGAGGUGAUGAUUCUGGCGCGUCUGCUGUCCGCCAUGUCCGUCCGACUGCCAAUUCAGCCCGCCGCGGCCUCCUCCAAGGACAAGGCAUACUCUGAGCAGCACGGCUACAAGGCCUCGUACAGGGCGUCGGAUGGCUACCUCUUCCCGCUCGAGAACGCCUUCAUCUUUGUGCACAAGCCAUUGACGUAUAUUCACUACUCGGACAUUAAGACGGUCACGUUCGAGCGCGGUAGCUCGAUUCUGAAGACGUUCGCCUUCACCAUCGUCACCCACUCGGGCACUGGAUUUACCUUCAAUAGCAUUCCCAAGGAAGAGCAGCGAAAUCUCGAGCAGUUCUGCAACGCCAAGGCGCGCUCCAAGGGCUUUUCCGUCGUCGCAGACAAGCCACCGGCUCGCGGUGCUGCCGCCGCCGCUGGCGAUGACAGCGAUGACGAAGACGGCGCCAUCCACAGCGACGAUGAAGAGAACGACUCGUACAAGCGCCGCAUGAAGAAGGAGGGCCAUGCUCGCGAGAUUGCCGGCGAUGACUAUGAUUCGGAAGAGGAUGAAGAUUUCCAGGCAAACUCUGAUGUUGAAGAAGUCGGCGAAGAGUUUGACGAGAACUACACUUCGAGCUCCGACGACAGUGGAAGCGACAGCUCGGACAGCGGCUCUGGGAGCGAGGAUGAAAAUGGCGAGCCCAAAGUCAAGAAGGCAAAGAAGCACAAGAAGGAGCACAAGCCAAAGCCUGUGCGCAAGGCCCCCAAAAAGAGCUCAUCACCGACAAAGAAGGCCGCCAAGGACAAGAACGCGCCAAAGAAGCCCAUGUCGUCGUACAUGCUGUGGGCGAAUGAGAAUCGCGCCGCGUUUAAGGCGAAGAAUCCUGACGCGAACGUAAUGGAACUCGGCAGCAUCCUUGGCAACGCAUGGAAGGAGCUCGGCGAGUCGGAAAAGAAUAGCUGGGCCGAAAAAGCAACCGAAGCACGCAAGGCCUACGAAAUUACUCUGGCAGAGUACGAGCAAAAGAAGAAGGAGCGCGCUGCAGCUGGCGAGCCCAUGGACGUGGAUGAAGAGCCCGCAAAACCCAAGAAGAAGGCGGCUGCCUCCACCUCAUCGUCGUCGUCCAAGAAGUUCAAGAGCGAGGAGUUUAUUGAAGAUUCCGACUAGUGUGUGCUGAGUGAGAGGAAAGUUGUGUUCAAAAUAUUAUGGAUCAUUUCGUUU